Dromaius novaehollandiae (emu) is the source of this 2364-nucleotide messenger RNA. Its product is annotated as probable G-protein coupled receptor 141. The coding region runs from base 439 to 1302 and encodes 287 amino acids. The record is from RefSeq and is a predicted model, not a curated record. Gene Ontology annotation, biological process: G protein-coupled receptor signaling pathway. Gene Ontology annotation, molecular function: oxysterol binding; G protein-coupled receptor activity. NCBI's taxonomy places the organism in Eukaryota, Metazoa, Chordata, Aves, Casuariiformes, Dromaiidae. The transcript is spliced from 3 exons. Gene Ontology annotation, cellular component: membrane.
UCUUGUACUUACAUAGGAAGCUGACCUAGAAUUUAAGACCUAGAUUACAGAGUUGAACAAUUUUUUCCAACAGAAGUAAGCGAAGAUGAAAGAUUAACAGACGCUGAGCAGUUUCAAUGUGCAGCCUUCAAGGAACAUCUCAAGGGCAAAGUGACAGAGAGGUCAGAAACAUCAAUUCAGAAGUUCAGCUUCUGGCAUCCAGGAGCUCUGACAUCAGCCAAAGGUGCUCUCCCAAGGUCACAAGAGAAUUUUCUAUGCAACUCCUUUGCAAGUUUUUUGGAAUCACCAUACAUCCAAAGAGCUCAGCUGAACAGAUCCAGCUGAUCAUUUGGUCAUCCAAACACCACUGCUAACAUGUCACUCAGCAGCCUGUCCUUAAGUGGGAUUGAAGUGAUGCUGGAUCCACACUUGUAACCUUCGAAACAGUAUGUUAGGAAGAUGCCUAACACCAGCUUGACACAACAGACUCAUCCCUUUAAUGAAACACUCCUGGAUGCUUCCGAAAGACUCCGCUCCAUCCUGAUAGCACUGUACAGCAUUGACCUGGCUGGCGGCACUCUUGGGGUCAUCGUGAUGUCCCAUCACUUGUUUCGGAGGAGAUCACAAUCUGUGAUGACCAUUAUCAUCAUCAACCUCCUGGUGCUGCACACCCUCCUGCUACUCAGCAUCCCCUUCCGCCUCAGCUAUUACAUUUUACGCAAGUGGAAAUUUGGGACGUUUGCCUGCAAGCUAGCAAGUGCCAUGAUCUAUCUCCACAUGUACACCACCUUUGCUUUUUACAUUGCUAUCAUUAUAAUACGCCUCUUCCAACUAGAGUUUAAGAAGUGCUACACUACAACUUGGGUGACUGCUGUCUGGCUGGUGGGAGCAUUGGUGAUCUCACCUGUUUUUCUCUCUUAUUAUGGCACCUCUAAAACAUAUGAUUCCUCUGAAUGCUUUCAGUUCCACCAGGAGAUACAGGAGACACCCAUAGUGAUAGCAAACUAUUGCUUAGUUGGAAUUUUGCUUGUGAUUUGCACUGUGCUUACCACAAUCCAGUUAUCGGUGAUCUAUAGACUGGCUGUGAAAUAUUGGCCUGACAUCUACUCCCACGUUGAAUUCAGGGCUCAAGCAAAGAGUUUUUUCUUUAUCUUGGUAACAUUGGUGUGUUUUAUGCCUCAUCAUGUUUUCAGAAUAUAUUACAUCCAAAACUACCAUCUGGAUAAAGACCAUAAGCUAAUCCCAUACAAUGAAAUUUUUUUAGCUUUAACAACAAUGUGCUGCUUGGAUAUGUUGUGCUUCAUAGCAGGAAUGGCCCACUGAAUUGUGAACUACUAGGAAAUCCAGCUGAAGUGUGUCGAUACUGGCUCUUGGCAGAAAUAAGACUGUCAGGACUUCACUGAGAUAGGGAGACUGCUCAGUUUUCAGUAUGGCUAUAUAGGAUUGUAGUUUCUCUGGGUUUUGCGGUCUUAUAAGAUAUAUCCUUCUGAAGCUACUGGUUUUUAUCUUCUCUCUUGAAGGUAGACGCAUCAGUCUUACGCUGUCUAAGUGUCAUGUCCUGAAGCUCAUUAAGAUUUUCCUGAGCUGUCCCUCUCUCUCUAAUGAUUCUGGCACAAGUAUCCGACCCUUUCUCUUUUUUUCCUCAAAGUGUCUCAGUUACAACAACCCACUGUGGCCAAUAAAUGGUCUACUGUGAAAUUUUAACAAUUUCUUCUGACAUUUGUGGUACUGAUGAGAGAGAGAAGAAAGGUGUUUUCCUUUAUAGGAUCUGUAUGAGUGAUUUUGGAUAACAAGGCUGGAAACAGGUAUAAAUGAAAUAGUUUAGUAAAAGCCUUCUUUUCUUCACCUUUAAUAUAUAGAUCAAACUAUAUAUUAAAUGAAAUGAAAACAUGUAAAUCUCACUACUUCACCUUUACCUGCCUCAUUUCAAAAAAGCAACAAGCUCUGUGAAUUGUGGUAAUUAAACAUUUAGAGUGAAUGAGAGCUGAACAGGCCAUGAGUUUCAAAACUUCUGUUUUACGUGACUCUCCCACCAGGACUGGACCUACUGCUGUUAAUCCUUAGGCCCAUAGUAGCCUAAGAAAAAGAAGUUACUGUAAUCCCCUGCCCAUGAUAACUGGAGCUGGAUUCAGGACUGAGGGAUCUGAUCCUCUACUGAAGGAAUAGCUAGCUACCUUUUGUAAGAGAGAAAUAUUUUAUCAGCCGUCAAAGAAAAAGCUUUUGAUCAGAAAAUCUCUUUGAUGUCUGCUCGCUUUGAGUUGCCUUGUUGAUUUAUUGUCAGAUGCCAUAUUUUUCCCAUUUACAGAUGUAACAAAGCAAAACUACAAUAAACUAGCUGAACUCUGUUUAAUCAGUUCAGCAUAUGCUUAUGCAUGUGUAUACAAA